ACGCCAUAGCGACAUAACCUCACUAGUGUUUUUUUUGCGAUAUAAAAAAAAAAAACAAUUACUCAACUGUUCGCGUGUUGACAAAUUAGUUUCGUUCUUGUGUUGAUCGUGAAUAAAAUACAGUGAAAAUGAUUGAACUGAGUGACUCGGAAAAUAGUGACUGCGAUCAACUGCCAGAAUGCCGUCGUGCAGAAAAUGGAUUGCCGAAACAAUCUAUGGACAAAUAUCUUGCAAUUUAUAAUCAAUUCAUGGAGUGGAAAAACGCGAAACAUGAAGAAUCUUUGGACGAAAGCUUAUUGUUGACGUAUUUUAAUGAAUUGGCGGAAAAACUCGCACCUUCAACUCUGUGGUCCCGGUAUUCAAUGCUAAAAAGUACCCUAAAUUCUAACGACAAUGUUGACAUCGCAAAAUACUCAAAAUUGAGUGCCUUUUUGAAGAGACAGGCAACUGGAUUUGUCAGUAAAAAAUCAAAAACACUCACCUCGGAGCAAAUUGCUAAAUUUCUUACCGAAGCUCCCGAUCAUCAGUAUUUAGUGACAAAGGUUGCUUUAAUCUUUGGCGUUACUGGAGCACUUAGAAAAUCAGAAAUGUGCGAAAUAACAACAAAAGAUAUUAAAGACUAUGGCUCUCAUUUGCUUAUAACAAUUCCAAAAAGUCAAACGCACAUUCAGCGAACUUUUACAGUUGAUGGCGAUUUUUACUACAGUACUUAUAAAAAAUACGAGGCUCUUCGGCCAAAAAAUCUGUACACAAACCGAUUCUUUUUGAACUAUCAGAACGGAAAGUGUACGCAUCAAGUAAUCGGGAAAAAUAAAUUUGGCUCGAUGCCAAAAAAAAUCGCGGAAUAUUUGAAUCUACCAGAGCCGGAACUCUACACGGGUCACAGCUUUCGCCGGACAUCAGCAACACUCCUCACGGAUUCUGGGGCUGAUAUCACGACUGUGAAACGUCAUGGGGGAUUUAAAACGAGUCAGAAUGCAGAAGGUCACAUCGAGGAUUCGAUGAGAAAUAAAAGAAAAAUAUGCCAGCUGAUAACAAAACAAUUAAAUAUCAAUCUGUCGACUGGAACUAGAAUUUUUCCGGAUUGCCCACCGCCAAAACGCUACAGACCCGCCUCUGUGUUGAGAAGAUUAGCUUCUGCGACGAGUGGCAGAUCUACCCAUGAAUUACCAAAAGGAUCCAGAAACGAUUCUCAGCAGUCACAACCCACACAAAAUCAAGAAAAUAAUCGAACAAUGGGGCCGCAAAAAAUUAUUAUCGAUUGUGAUGCUGGGACUGAUGAUGCUUUGGCUCUGAUUUUACUCAUCGAGGCCCAUAAAUCAAAAGAAAUUGAGAUUAUGGCUAUUACGUGUACUGCUGGAAAUACGACUUUGGAGAACGUAAUUGCAAACGUGUUUAGGACUUUAAACGCUUGUAAUGCCCUCCAAAUACCAGUUUUCAAAGGAGCUCAUUCGUCCCUUCUUUCCACUGAAAAUGCAAAAGUUGCUGCAGACGUGCAAUUUCAUGGAUCGGACGGUUUUGGUGAUGUAUUCACUGAUAAACCAGACAUUAGUCAAUUAAAAUCAGAACACGCUGUCUGUGCUCUUCAACGAAUAGUAUCCCAAUAUCCCGGGGAAGUUUCUAUUAUUGGUCUGGCACCUUUGACGAGUAUAGCAUUAACUAUCAAAAUGUAUCCGGAUUUUGCUGAGAACGUAAACAAAUUUUACGUUAUGGGAGGAAAUUACAGCGCAAUGGGCAAUGUAACUCCGCAAGCAGAGUUCAAUUUUUACGCAGACCCCGAAAGCGCUCACAUAGUUCUUUCUAGCAGUAACAGAUUAUGGCUUUUGCCUUGGGAGACUUGUCUGAAAUCAAAAGUGUCAAACGAAUGGAGAAAACAUUUUUUUGGAAAAAUAGACACACCGGCAAUAAAGCUAUUGAAUGCAAUUGAGGAUGCAACUUACUCGACAACUGAAAAAAUGUUACCGACUUACACACCCUGCGAUGCAUUUUUAGCCGGAAUUGUUUUAAGACCGGAAAUGGCGACAAGUGUCGUUUCUUAUCACAUAGAUAUUGAAUUAGGUGGCACUAGAACGAGAGGUCAAGUUGUUAUCGACCAUUUCAUGAGCAAUGAACAAAACGCAUUUGUAAUUCAAGAAUUUGAUUCCGAAGUUUUCAAAGAAAUCUUGCUCUGCGCUGCAAAUCCUGCGAAAUAUAAAAAUCCGGCGGUCAAUCGAACGCCGGAAGUCGAUCCAAUAAAAGUGGAAGUGCCCGAAGAAAACGAGGAAUUUUCGGUCGAUUUCAUCAAAACAGAACUGAUUAAUUACGAGGAUGCGUAGAAUGAAAUGUGUGAUUAGAAAGUUUGUACAUAUCAAAAAUAUAUUUAGAAAUUAACUAUUUUUAAUAAA
Messenger RNA from Belonocnema kinseyi, 2384 nucleotides. RefSeq lists its product as uncharacterized. Lineage: Eukaryota; Metazoa; Arthropoda; Insecta; Hymenoptera; Cynipidae. Gene Ontology annotation, molecular function: DNA binding; hydrolase activity, hydrolyzing N-glycosyl compounds. The record is from RefSeq and is a predicted model, not a curated record. Gene Ontology annotation, biological process: DNA integration; DNA recombination. The coding region runs from base 129 to 2315 and encodes 728 amino acids. The transcript has 7 exons.